Molecule: messenger RNA, 2035 nt
Organism: Colius striatus (speckled mousebird)
Lineage: Eukaryota; Metazoa; Chordata; Aves; Coliiformes; Coliidae
Product: complement factor H-related protein 1-like
Exons: 10
Coding region: 100-1677 (525 amino acids)
Source: RefSeq, a predicted model, not a curated record
UUUCAGGAAUCACUGGAGCAAGUAAAAGUAUGUGCCAUUUGGCAUUCAGAAAAUAGUGUCUCUGUAGCAGAGCACAUCUUUAACUUCUCCAGCUUGGAAAUGACACUGCUGAGACACACCAUAGGGUUUCUGCUGUGGAUGGGCUGUACUAGAUAUAAAACUUCUGCAGGAGCAGUCUGUGAAGACCCACCUCUCAUCGACUUUGGAGAAAUUGUUAGUGGACGUCUAUCAGGAUAUAAGGAAAAUGACAGAGUGAAGUACACAUGCAACCAUGGAUACACUUUAUCAGGAUCACAAUGGAUAACAUGCUCUGAAAAAAUCUGGGUACCUGGACCACCACAAUGUUUGAAAAGGUCAUGUGGAAGUAUUCCAAAAGUUUCCAAUGCUCAGAUUGAAGGCAGAAACAAGGAAAUGUAUGAGCCUGGUGAAACAGUUCACUACCAGUGUGAUUCGGGGUUCGUGAUUGCUGGUUCUCCUGAAAUUAUCUGCAGAGAAGGAAAUUGGUCAGCACCGCCCUCCUGUGAAAAAGAGAAACCAUGUGACUUCCCAGCUAUAGAAAAUGGCAAACUCUCGCAAUCACUGGAGAACUACAGAAACUAUUACUUUCCAAUGAUGUUCGGCCAGUAUGUUGAUUACCACUGCACUGACGGUUAUCAAACCCCGAGUGGAUCAACCUGGUUUCGGAUCGUCUGUUCUGCAGGAGGCUGGUCUCCAGAGCCAAAAUGCCUCAAAAAAUGUCAUCUCCCAUGGCUGCAAAAUGGCUUUUUCCAAGACAGUCAUAAGAGGGUUUUCACAGAAGGUGAAAGAGUUAAAUACGGCUGCAGUGCUGACUAUGACACUGAACAUGAAGGUGGGGAAAUCACGUGUACAAGGGACGACUGGUCACCCCCUCCAAGGUGUAUCCGUAAAAAUAUGACUUGUGAACCUCCUCCAGAAAUUGCCGGUGGUAGUAUUGAAGGUGUUAAAAAGUCAAGGUAUUUGCCUGGGGAGAGUGCUCACUAUCAGUGCUGGCAAGGCUUCGAGAUGAUGGGCCCUUCCACUGUCAUGUGCCACAGCAGCACCUGGACAGAGCUGCCACAGUGCAAAGGGAGAGGUGGGAAAUGUGGCCCACCACCACUUAUCGAGCAUGGCGAACUUCUGUCGUUCCGCAAGAACGAAUAUGCCCAAGGGACGACUCUGGAAUACAAAUGCCCAAGCCUCUACGUGCUGGAGGGCUCCACCACUAUCACCUGUGCCAACGGGCAGUGGACGAACCCCCCAGUCUGCCUGGUGGCCUGUACAGCAUCUGAAGAAGACAUGGCAAGAAACAACAUUCACCUGAGAUGGCGUGUGGGGACUAAGCUGUAUUCCAAAUCGGGUGACUUUAUUGAAUUUCAGUGUAAAAAAGGAUACCAGAAAGACCCAUCAUCUUCCCCCUUCAGAGUCCAAUGUGUGGAGGGAACAAUAGAAUACCCACACUGCAAGCCAGCAAAGAACUGUACAUUGGAUGAGCAGAUUAUGAAAGAAAACAACAUUGAAUCGCAGUCACAGAGGCAGCGUGUCUAUCUCACUGGGGACAUCGUCUUCUUUGAGUGCAAACACUGGUGGCACACAAAGGUUUCAGCGGCUGACAGAUUUCGAGCAGAGUGCCUGGAUGGAGUGCUUCAGUAUCCUUCGUGUGGAUCCCGAUUUGGAUAAAUGGCAAUGGGAUGAAGCAGCCCAGCUGUGUGGAAAUGAGACAAACCCAAGCCCACCCAGUGAUCUGAGCUCAGCUUCUCCUGGCCUUCCCUGUUCCACUGUGCUUUGUUUGCAUCUUGGCCUGACUUGGGAUUUGGUAGUGGUUUUUAUUGUGGAUGACCAUGUCCACAUUUUAUCCACGUUUUAUCCGGUUUUGUGAAGGUGGCUACAUUUUACCCAUCUGAAGGGUCGUGCUUGCCUGUUAUCUAGUUUGUGUUGUCCUCACUGUGCUUGUUAUUAACUCAUUGUGUCCUGCAUUAGUCUGGCUGUGGUGCCAUACUGAGAUAAGAAUUAAAGCCCUCAGGUAAUCUGAUCAUCA